Molecule: messenger RNA, 5009 nt
Organism: Megalops cyprinoides (Indo-Pacific tarpon)
Lineage: Eukaryota; Metazoa; Chordata; Actinopteri; Elopiformes; Megalopidae
Gene: adgra3
Product: adhesion G protein-coupled receptor A3
Exons: 19
Coding region: 825-4778 (1317 amino acids)
Biological process (GO): G protein-coupled receptor signaling pathway; cell surface receptor signaling pathway
Cellular component (GO): plasma membrane; external side of plasma membrane
Molecular function (GO): protein binding; G protein-coupled receptor activity
Source: RefSeq, a predicted model, not a curated record
CUUUAAAGGAUUAUUCUUGAAGCGAGGAAGAAGAUGAGUUGUGUUUGUCGGGAAAUAUUGUUUGGUAUCGUUUAAGAUUUAGCAAGCAAUGUGAAAACUUUAGGCGUAGUAAAAUUAUGCACCGGUGUGGUGAGAACUUGUUUUUCUUUUGCGUAUACUUUGAUACAGCGCCAUAACGAGUGGAUUGUGUUGUUUGAUGAAAGAGAUAAAUGUGGCAAUGAGAAAGUUUUCUGUCGACCAAAGCGUAAUCAGAUUUCCUGAAGUUACCGUCUCAGUCUGGGAUGACUGCAGCUAUCUCCGUGUGAACAAGAAACGGAGACCUCAACUUGGUUUCACCCGGUUGCCAGCAAAGAAAAUCUGUAAUUGUAGUUAAAAGUACGUGUUAAAUUUUGUCACCACAAUCGUGUCCGUAUAGCCUAAGCGUGCAUUUCAUACUUUUACUACACUCGUAUCACGCAGUGUGUGCUACGAGAGGAGAUGCAAUGGUAACAAACCCUAACCGUUUGGCAAACAAAGAGGAUGUCGAGACGAUCUGUCUGUUUGAUUGACGCCGAACAUAUACAAGGAGAUCCAUGCAAAAAUGGAAGAAGAAGGAUACAGCGCAGAGGACGAGAUGGUUGCAAUAUGACUGAAAACAGUAGCUAGCUAGCUAUCUCCUUUUUCUGAGAGACGCUUGAGUUUUAUGUGAGAAGGGCUGGCAUAGACCACCAGGCCAUUUUAAAACACCGCUGCUUGAAUAAUUUUAAGUGUAUUUAACCAUUGUGUUUGGAUUUACUGUUUUAUCCCUUUUGAACGCGCGGGUUUAUUUGCGAUUUCGUUUAGCGAUGAAGAUCAGCACGGCGGAUGUUUUGGAAGUCGUUGCAUUUCUGCUUUUUGCAAGCUUUGGUUUAACAACAUCAUCUGAUUGUAAAUCAUAUGAUGAACGUUCAAAAAACGCUGGGAAAAGCUCCUCUCCUGCAGCAACGUUGGAGAGGAAAGUGGUCUGCAGCAAUAUGGACCUCGUUCAGGUGUUGCCUUCAGACUCGUUUCCCAACAGGACGGUGACCCUGAUUUUAAGCAAUAAUAAAAUUCAAGAACUGAAGAAUGGCUCCUUUCUUGGUCUGUCUGCACUGGAAAGACUCGACAUUCGGAACAACUCUAUCAGUCACAUCGAGCCUGGAGCUUUUCUUGGACUGCAGGCCCUCAAAAGACUAGAUUUAUCCAAUAACCGAAUCGGCUGCCUGAAUGUGGAUAUAUUUAAGGGCCUCCCGAGUCUGGUUAGACUAAAUAUAUCAGGGAAUAUGUUUUCAUCUUUGUCUCAAGGGACCUUUGACAGUCUUGUCUCUCUGAAGACUUUGGAGUUCCAGACCCCAUACCUGCUAUGUGACUGUAACCUGCUGUGGCUGCUUCGCUGGAUCAAGGACAGGAACAUUGCUGUGAAAGACACCCGCUGUUCAUACCCGCGGUCCUUACAGGGCCAGCUCGUCACCUCCCUCAAACCCGAGCUUCUUACCUGUGACGCCCCCCUGGAGCUGCCGUCCUUCCAGAUGACCCCAUCCCAGCGGCAGAUCGUGUUCCGCGGGGACAGCCUGCCCUUCCAGUGCAUGGCCUCCUACAUCGACGAGGACAUGCAGGUGCUGUGGUACCAGGACGGCAGGAUGGUGGAGCCGGACGCCGCCCAGGGCAUCUUCAUCGAGAAGAGGAUGGUCCAGAACUGCUCGCUGAUCGCAAGCGCGCUCACCAUCUCCAACAUCCAGCCGGGCUCGACGGGGAACUGGGAGUGUCGCGUGAGGACGAGCCGAGGGAACAACACCCGCACCGUCCACAUCGUGGUGCUGGAGACCUCGGCCAAGUACUGCCCCCCGGACAGGGUGUCCAACAACAAGGGGGAGUUCAGGUGGCCCCGCACUCUGGCUGGUAUCACUGCCUACCUGCCCUGCAGCCGGCUGGCCUCUGGCACGGGCAUCUACUCGGGCUCCUCUGCGGACGACCGCAGGGCCUGGCGACGGUGCAGCCGGGACGGGUUUUGGGCGGAGGAGGACUACUCCCGCUGUCAGUACCAGAAAGAUGUCACCCGCGUGCUCUACAUCAUCAACCAGAUGCCUCUGAACCUGACCAAUGCAGUGACCACCGCCCGCCAGUUGCUAGUGUACACCGUAGAGGCCGCCAACUUCUCUGACAAGAUGGACGUCAUCUUUGUAGCGCAGAUGAUCGAGAAGUUUGGAAAGUUUGCAGAGAAGUAUAAGGAGCUGGGGGACGUGAUGGUGGACAUCUCCAGCAACCUGAUGCUGGCGGACGAGCGGGUGCUGUGGAUGGCCCAGCGGGAGGCGCGCGCCUGCUCCCGCAUCGUCGAAUGCCUGCAGAGGAUCGCCAGCCACCGGCUCGCCAGCGGCGCCCAGGCAUACUCUACUAACUCCCACAGCAUCGCCCUGGAGGCCCACACCAUCAAAGCCAGCAGCUUCAAUGGCAUGACCUGCACGCUCUUCCAGAAGAUGGCGCCGGAGCGCUCAGGCAUGCGGGAACUCGGCAACCGAGACUCGGACAUGAACCUGGACAAGCAGCUGAGCUUCAAGUGCAACGUCACCAGCACCCUGUCCAGCCUGGCCCUCAAAAACACCAUUGUGGAGGCGUCUCUCCAGCUGCCUGCCUCACUGUUCUCCCAGCACUCGGGGUCUGGCCAGGCUGAGGAGGCCUUCUACAAGCUUCACCUGCUGGCCUUCAGGAACGGCAAGCUCUUCCCCGCCACCGGCAACUCCAGCCACCUGGCCGACCAGGGCAAGAGGCGGAGCGUCACCACGCCUGUCGUCCUCGCCAAGAUCGAGGGCUACCCUCUGAAGAAUCUGCGCAGCCCGGUGAAUGCCACGCUGCGCAGGUUUGCGCACGGGGCCGACGGCGUGGCGGCCUACUGGAACUUCAGCCUGCUGGGCGGGCAGGGGGGCUGGGAGUCGGACGGCUGCCGGAUCCUCCACUCCGACGACAACUUCACCACCAUCUCCUGCAACUCGCUCAACAACUACGCCGUGCUGAUGGACUUAAGCGGAGGGGAGUACUUUUUCCACAGCACUGACCUGCUCCACCCGGUCAUCUACGGCACCGCUGUCAUCCUGCUGCUCUGCCUGGCGGCUGUCAUGGUCAGCUACAUCUACCACCACAGGUCUGUCAGGAUCAGCCGCAAGUGCUGGCACAUGCUGGUCAACCUCUGCCUCCACAUCUUCCUGACCUGCGGCGUGUUCGUCGGGGGCAUCAACCAGACGCGCCAUGCCAGCGUGUGCCAGGCCGUUGGCAUCGUGUUGCAUUACUCCACUCUGGCCACUGUGCUGUGGGUGGGAGUGACUGCACGCAAUAUCUACAAGCAGGUCACCCGUAAGGCCAAACGCUAUGAGGAACUUGAUGAACCGCCUCCCCCACCCAGGCCCAUGCUGAGAUUCUACUUAAUAGGCGGAGGAAUACCAAUCAUUGUCUGUGGUAUAACUGCAGCUGCUAACAUUAAGAACUAUGGAAGCCGGAUUAAUGCUCCAUUUUGCUGGAUGGCCUGGGAGCCCAGCUUGGGGGCCUUCUACGGGCCGGUCGGCUUCAUCGUCUUCGUGAACUGCAUGUACUUCCUCAGCGUGGUGGUGCAGCUGAGGCGCCACCCGGAGCGCAGGUUCGAGCUGAAGGAGCCGGCCGAGGAGCAGCAACGGCUGGCGGGCAGCGAGACGGGCGAGGCCGCCGCCCACGACUCCGCCUCCGUCUCCCAGGGCAACUUCUCCGCCGUGUCGCUGUCAGCCCUGGAGAACGAGCACACCUUCCCGGCCCAGCUGCUCGGCGUCGGCCUGGCCCUGCUGCUCUUUGUGGCGCUGUGGGUGUUCGGCGCCCUGGCGGUCUCUCAGGAGUACCCCGCGGACCUGAUCUUCAGCUGCCUGUUCGGGGUGGUGGCGCUGGGCCUGGGGGCCUUCAUGGUGGUCCACCACUGCAUUAACAGGGAGGACAUGCGGCGAUACUGGGUGUCGGCCUGUUGCCCCGGGAGGCGGGACUACUCCAUGCAGGUGAACCUCCCGCCAACGGGCUCCAGCACAGGGACUGAGGAGGCGCCCAAGUGUCCUAACGGCAGCGCCGAAUCCUCCUGCACCAAUAAGAGUGCCUCCAGCGUCAAGAACUCCUCUCAGGGCUGCAAGCUGACCAACCUCCAGGCGGAAGCUGCACAGUGCAAGCCACUCCCCGUCCCCGCCCCCAGCAACGGCACCGCCCUGCUGGACAACAGCCUGACAGAGCACUCGCUGGACAACGAGAUCAAGAUGCACGUCUCGCCCAUCGAGGUGCAGUUCCGGCCCAACGGGCACGCGGGCCGGCACCACAAGAACCGGACCCGGGCGCACCGGGCCAGCCGGCUGACAGUGCUGCGGGAGUACGCUUAUGACGUGCCCACCAGCGUGGAGGGCAGCGUGCAGAACGGGCCGCACAAGAGCCGCCACGGCAGCUAUGACAGCCACAUGCGCAGCCGCCGCGCCGCCUACAUGGCCUACAGGGAGCGGCACCAGAGCCAGCAGCAGCAGGACAGCAGCGAGGCCAGCGCCACCCUGCCCCGCCGCGGCGGCACCACGGACAAGGGAGGGGGCGGGGCCAGCUCGGCUGGCACGGCCAAAGACAGCGCCAAGCAGUCCAUUAACGUGGAACUGGAGGCCCAGCCCAAAUCAUAUGGCCUUAAUCUGGCCAGCCAGAAUGGGCAGCUCAAGGACAGUGUGCUGAGCGCCCCUUUACUCACCUCCGAUAACACUGGCAACAUAAAGACUGGCCUAUGGAAACAUGAAACUACUGUGUAGCGAGAGUGUUCCUGGGUGAAAGAGUGAAUCUGACUUACUUUUUUUUCCUGAACUGUGAAUCUUGGUUUUGUUUUAGACAAUUUUGAGAAGCUCUGUAAAAAGUUUUUGCUAAAAAAAAGUAUUGAAAAGCCACAAUAAUUCCGUAUGUGAAAUUAAGUGAAGAUUUGUGAACAACCCCAUUUAUUGUAAGAGGACCCGGCUUUCACCAUUUGUAAAUGAUCUAUUUUUAUA